UUUGAACUCUUCGAACUCUGGAUCCCCAUUCACAGUCUUCUCCCCAGUGCAGGAGGCUCCGAGGCGCACUUCGCCGCCCAAAAAAGCACCGUUUUCGCUCCCCGGCGGGGCUCCAUUGAUGCUUGAUUGGUUUGUGAUGCUUGGAAAGUUAGGAAUUCGACUCUUAGGGUUUCCAUCUUGUUGCUGAAGCAGAGGGAUGCAUUGUUGAUUCAUGCAAGGCAGGGCUGUUGAGUUGUAGAAGAGGCUUUUGGGUUGCAGGGGAUAUGCCCACCUGGUUAAUUAUCUGAAGUUGCAGGGAAAAAAAAAAGGGGAUAUGGCUCUUCAGAAGCAUGUUCCAACGGGCGAUCCAUCUCCUGCUACAAUUAAACCCUUGAGGUUCGUCACCAGAGGACAUGGAAAUACUUUGCUUGUAGAUCCACAGUCGAGGAACAAAACGAAGCCCGACGUGGACAUAGACCUUAAAGAAGUUUACUUCUUGAUUAUGCAUUUCCUGUCUACUGGACCAUGUCAAAGAACUUGCGGACAACUGUGGAAUGAGCUUCUUGAGCAUCAACUUCUACCAAGAAGAUAUCAUGCGUGGUAUUCAAGGAGUGGUGGGGCCAGUGGGGAUGAAAAUGAUGAUGGUGUAUCAUUACCGUUGAGUUACAAUAACUUGUUAGAGAGGAAUCCUCACAUCGAAAAGGAUCACUUGGUAAAGCUUUUGAAGCAGUUAAUGCAUACUAGUGCUUCUCCAUCACAAGGUGUGACUGGUGGACGAGCUCCAACUGCAGCUGAUGUUCCUACUCUGUUAGGAACAGGUUCAUUCUCAUUGCUGAAUGAAGAGGAAAAAGGACAAAAUGAAGUUAGACAUCCACCUUCUCACAUGCGUUGGCCCCACAGGCAAGCAGAUCAAGUUCGAGGGUUAUGCCUCCGGGAAAUUGGGGGUGGUUUCGCUCGUCAUCAUCGUUCGCCGUCAAUUCGGGCGGCUUCCUAUGCAAUUGCAAAGCCGUCAACCAUGGUGCAAAAGAUGCAGAAUAUCAAGAAGAUCAGGGGGCAUAGAAAUGCAGUGUAUUGUGCAUCAUUUGACCGCUUGGGAAGAUAUGUUAUUACCGGCUCAGAUGAUCGUCUAGUCAAAAUCUGGUCUAUGGAAACUGCAUAUUGUCUGGCAAGUUGUCGCGGACAUGAAGGUGAUAUUACUGAUCUGGCUGUGAGUUCCAAUAAUGCUCUGGUGGCAUCCUCAUCGAAUGACUGCAUCAUUCGUGUUUGGCGUCUUCCUGAUGGGCUGCCGAUUUCAGUUCUUCGUGGGCAUACUGGGGCAGUUACCGCCAUUGCUUUUAGCCCAAGACCUACUGCUGUUUACCAGCUUCUAUCGUCAUCGGAUGAUGGAACGUGCAGAAUUUGGGACGCCAGGAAUUCCCAGUUUUCUCCGCGGAUAUAUGUCCCACGGCCUGCAGAUUCUGCAGCAGGAAGGAAUGGGGCUCCACCAGCAAGUUCAGCUCCUCAGAAUCAUCAAAUAUUCUGUUGCGCAUUCAAUGCCAAUGGAACAGUGUUUGUCACGGGCAGUUCAGACACUCUUGCUAGGGUUUAUAAUGCUUUUAAGCCCAACAAGGAUGACGGGGACCAGCCAAAUUACGAGAUAGAUGUCCUGGCUGGCCAUGAGAAUGACGUCAAUUACGUGCAAUUCAGCGGCUGUGCAGUGGCAUCAAGAUUUUCCCAAGCUGAAACUUUGAAAGAAGACAAUGCUUCAAAAUUUAAAAACUCUUGGUUUAGUCAUGACAAUAUUGUCACUUGUUCUCGUGAUGGAAGUGCUAUUAUAUGGAUUCCAAAAUCACGGAGAUCACAUUCAAGGGCUGGACGCUGGAGUCGUGCAUACCACCUUAAAGUUCCACCUCCACCGAUUCCACCUCAACCUCCACGUGGGGGUCCUCGUCAGCGAAUCGUCCCAACCCCUCGUGGUGUAAAUAUGAUAAUAUGGAGCCUUGAUAAUCGCUUUGUCCUUGCUGCUAUCAUGGAUUGUAGAAUAUGUGUAUGGAAUGCAUCUGAUGGUAGUUUGGUGCAUUCAUUGACUGGCCACACUGAUUCAACAUAUGUUCUCGAUGUUCACCCUUUCAACCCAAGGAUUGCUAUGAGUGCAGGUUAUGAUGGAAAAACAAUUGUUUGGGAUAUUUGGGAAGGCAAGCCUAUCCGGAUAUAUGAGAUGUCACGCUUCAAAUUGGUUGAUGGGAAAUUCUCACCGGAUGGGACGUCGAUUAUUCUCUCAGAUGAUGUUGGUCAACUUUAUAUAUUAAGUACUGGACAGGGAGAGUCCCAAAUGGAUGCGAAGUACGAUCAGUUCUUCCUUGGGGACUAUCGGCCCCUUACUCAAGAUACCUAUGGGAAUGUGCUCGAUCAGGAAACACAGCUUGCUCCCUAUCGAAGGAACUUGCAGGAUCUGCUCUGUGACUCUGCAAUGACUCCAUAUGAAGAACCUUAUCAGAGCAUGUACCAGAAGCGUAGGUUGGGAGCUCUUGGGAUUGAGUGGCGCCCUUUUUCUCUAAGGCUCACCGUGGGACCCGACUUCAGUCUGAACCAGGAGUUCCAACUGCUCCCAUUGGCUGAUUUGGAUGUGCUCCUCGAUCCGUUGCCGGAAUUUGUAGAUGCAAUGGACUGGGAGCCCGAGAACGAAGUAGUGGUAGUGACUGACGAUAAUGAUUCAGAGUACAAUGUUGCCGAGGAAUAUUCUUCCGGAGGGGAGCAAGGGAGUCUAGGUUCCACUUCCUCGGAUGAGCCUGAGUUCAAAUCUGAGGAUAGUGAGGCUGAGGACUCUAUUGAUGGUUUACGUAGAUCGAAAAGGAGAAAGCAGAAGGCAGAGGUUGAAAUUAUGACUUCAUCUGGGAGGCGCGUGAAGAGGAGGAACCUGGAGGAGAACGAGGUUGACAUUUUCAGAAGUAAACAUGGAAAGAAACAUAAGAAUGGUAAGAAAAAGAAGAAAUCUUCAAAAUCAAAAGGAGUGAGACCUCGGAGGAAGGCUGCUCGGAAUGCUCUCACUCUGUUUUCAAGGAUCAGGGGAGCAUCCACAGAUGGAGAAGAAGAAGAAGAAGAAGAUUAUACAUCAGGAUCUGAUUCUUCAGAAAGUGAAUCAAGGGGACUAGAUUUGAUUCUCCAGAGUGAGGAGUCAGAUCAGUCAUUGGGGAACAAGCAAAUCAAGUUCUCGAAAGGAAAGGAAAAAGUGACCUUGGAUGGGUCCGAGGAUGCUGCUGCAGAACAGCGAGAAAAUUCUGAUAUUCCUGUGAUCCCUGAAAAAAGGCGGAGGCUGAUUCUGAAGCUGCCAGUUCGAGAUUCGAACAAGAAAAUUCCUCCAGAACUCGUGACUAAUGAAUCUCCUCUAGAAGUUGGACCGGCAAGUAGAAAAGAUUCCUCUAUGGAAGGUCCAUCCAGUGGUGCCAAUUGCAGCUUGGUUCCAAUGAGAGGGAAAGAGCACGAGGAUAAGGUUAAGACUGAAAAUUGUCUAGACUUGACUGAAGGGUACACGAAUGGUAAGAUAAAAUGGGGUGGGGUCAAAGCCCGAUCUGUUAAACGUCCGAGAAUUGCAGAGACAGCACCAUUAAUCCCUUAUGCAGAAACUGGUUUGCUUUCAGAUGGUAAUGAUGAAAGUGCUAAUACGAUGAAUGGGUUUCUGAAAAUUGAAGGGUCUCCAAAGUUGCGAGACAAUGGUAAGCUUGAGGUGGAGAAAAAAUUGCGAGAAGAGGAUGGUGUUCCUUUUGAGGGUGAAACCCCACCUAUUGCUUCCUUAGAUGAAGUCAAAGAUGGCUUGAAACUACUUUCUGCAUCAGAUAAUGCUCCAGUUGGUUCAGCAGAUUCAUCGCAACAAGAAUUAAGAAUCGCUGUUGACGACUGUAGAGAUGGUCCAGACAAUACUGCAUCAUGUAAAAGCCCUUUGAGCGCAUCCCAAAAUCGAACCCUAGAAGCAUUUGAUCCCAUUAGCAAUAAGAGAAUUACUGUAGACGAUGGACAUGAGGGAUGCCAAGAUUCAGAGAAUAAUCCUUGCUCACUUGCCACGCAGCAAAACUCAAUCUCCCAUAACAAGACCUAUGCUGUCUAUAGAAGAUCGAAGCUCAACAAAGCUAAGACUAACAAUACAAACAGAGAUGGUAUUAGGAUUGAAGAAAGCACUUCGAACACUGACAAGAACGAAAGCAAUGCGAGUGCUGAGUUGGAGUCUCGUGAAGGCUCACCCAAUGGGGCCUGCAAGACUGGUUCCCCAGAGUCGAAGUUUGCUGUACGUGACCCAAGCUCUGUGAAUGAUGGCUUGGGGAAUGAAGAGGAAGCCUAUCAAAGUCGUGAGAGUAGGUCGAGAAGAAAUGGUCUUCAAAAUGAAGAUUGGGGAUCAAGUCCAAAAGUUACAGUGGGGUUGAGGUCGACUAGGAAUAGACGGGCCAGUUGCUAUCUACGAGAUGCUAGUAGUGCAGUUGAGAAAAGGAAGCUGAAUCAUCAACCCUCAAAGAAAGGCUCAUGGUUGUUACUGACUGCGCACGAGGAGGGGUCCCGUUACAUACCUCAACAAGGGGAUGCAGUAGUCUACUUGAGACAGGGCCAUGAGGAUUUCCUCAGUCAGAGCGGCUCGAGGGAGCGCGCGCCUUCAAAGCUACUGAAGUCGAAAAUAAGGGCAGUGGAAUUUUGCAGCGUUGAAGGUCUUGAGUAUUCCAUAAUGGCUGGGUCUGGGGAGAGCUGCUGCAAGAUGACCCUCCGAUUUGUGGACCCCACUUCAAAUGUGUUCGGUGAGACAUUCAAACUGACCCUUCCCGAGGUGACAGGCUUUCCCGACUUUCUUGUUGAGAGGAACCGCUUUGAGGCUGCUAUUCAGAGGAACUGGACAACUCGGGACAAGUGCAGGGUUUGGUGGACGAAUGAGGGAGAAGAUGGCGGGAGUUGGUGGGAUGGGCGGAUUUUGUCCAUGAAGCCUAAAUCUCCGGAAUUUCCUGACAGUCCAUGGGAGAGGUUCAUGAUCCAGUACAAAAGCGAUCCCACGGAGACCCAUUGUCACAGUCCCUGGGAGCUUUUUGAUGCUGAUACCCAGUGGGAACAGCCCUGUAUUGAUGAAGAGAGCAGAAAUAAGCUUCUGCUCUCGAUCAUGAAACUGGAGCAGUUGGGGAACAGCGUACAGGACCGCUAUGGAGUAGAAAAACUGAGGCAAGUUUCACAGAAGUCGAUUUUUAUGAACAGGUUUCCGGUUCCAUUGUCUCUCGAGGUAAUCCAAUCAAGGUUAGAGAACAGCUACUACCGAAGCUUGGAUGCUGUGAAGCAUGAUAUAAGGGUGAUGCUCUCAAAUGCAGAAUCCUACUUUGGGAAGAAUCAGGAGGCUUCAGCGAAAAUUAAACGCUUAUCAGAUUGGUUCUCACGUCUCUUGUCGUCCUUGUAGCGUAUAGAGGAGAAUUAAUCGUAGAGGAAGAUUGCCAUGAUCAAUCAAAGUUGUAAAAAUAGCCCUCAUUAGUUUCUUCAUUUUUUCCAUUACGACCCCUCCUCCGCAUUCUGUAGAUAAAGAAAAUUUUUCACUUCCCAUAGCUUCUCCGAUGACUCUUAUUUCAACACAGAUUUGGGAGUUGAGGGAUUCUUUCUUUAGGGGCUGAUUAGUGAGAUCUGAGGAGAAAAUAGAUGGCUGUGGAGAAAUCUCCAUGAUUCAUUCUGUAUAGAGACACCUGAUCUUCAUCAAAGAAAAUAAAAAAAUAGGAAAUGAUUUCAACUCU
Molecule: messenger RNA, 5702 nt
Organism: Punica granatum (pomegranate)
Lineage: Eukaryota; Viridiplantae; Streptophyta; Magnoliopsida; Myrtales; Lythraceae
Source: RefSeq, a predicted model, not a curated record